GGCUACUACCCCCGCUUCUCGCCCUUCUUUUUCCUGUGCACCCACCACGGGGAGCUGGAAGGGGAUGGGGAGCAAGGCGAGGUGCUCAUUUCCCUGCACAUUGCGGGCAACCCCACCUACUACGUACCGGGACAAGAAUACCAUGUGACAAUUUCAACAAGCACCUUUUUUGAUGGGUUGUUGGUGACAGGACUCUACACAUCUACAAGUGUUCAGGCUUCACAGAGCAUUGGAGGUUCUAACGCUUUUGGAUUUGGGAUCAUGUCUGACCACCAGUUUGGUAACCAGUUUAUGUGCAGCGUGGUGGCCUCUCAUGUGAGUCAUCUGCCCACAACCAACCUCAGCUUCGUCUGGAUCGCUCCACCUGCUGGCACAGGCUGCGUGAAUUUCAUGGCUACAGCAACACACAGGGGCCAGAUUAUCUUCAAAGAUGCUUUAGCCCAGCAGUUGUGUGAACAAGGAGCUCCAACAGAGGCCGCAAUGCAGCUACACCUAGCUGAAAUACAUAGUGACAGUAUUAUCCUACGAGAUGACUUUGAUUCCUACCACCAACUGGAAUUGAAUCCAAAUAUAUGGGUUGAAUGUCGCAACUGUGAGAUUGGAGAACAGUGCGGCGCUAUUAUGCACGGCAAUGCUGUCACCUUCUGUGAGCCAUAUGGUCCAAGAGAAUUGAUCACCACAGGCCUUAAUACAACAACAGCCUCUGUACUCCAAUUUUCCAUCGGUUCAGGUUCAUGUCGCUUUAGCUAUUCAGACCCCGACAUCAUUGUGUCAUAUGCCAAGAAUAAUACUGCGGACUGGAUUCAGCUCGAGACCAUUAGAGCCCCUUCCAAUGUCAGCACAAUCAUCCACAUCCUCUACCUUCCUGAACACGCCAAAGGGGAGAACGUCCAGUUUCAGUGGAAGCAGGAAAAUCUUCGUGUGGGUGAAGUGUAUGAAGCCUGCUGGGCCUUGGAUAACAUCCUGGUCAUCAACUCGGCUCACAGACAAGUCAUUUUAGAAGAUAGUCUCGAUCCUGUAGACACGGGCAACUGGCUUUUCUUCCCAGGAGCUACAGUUAAGCAUAGCUGUCAGUCAGAUGGGAACUCCAUUUAUUUCCAUGGAAAUGAAGGCAGUGAAUUUAAUUUUGCAACCACCCGGGAUGUAGAUCUUUCUACAGAGGAUAUUCAAGAGCAGUGGUCAGAAGAAUUUGAGAGCCAGCCUACAGGGUGGGAUAUCUUGGGCGCUGUCAUUGGUACAGAAUGUGGAACAAUAGAAUCAGGUUUAUCACUGGUCUUCCUCAAAGACGGCGAGAGGAAAUUAUGCACUCCGUACAUGGACACUACCGGUUAUGGGAACCUGAGGUUUUACUUUGUUAUGGGAGGAAUUUGUGACCCUGGAGAUUCUCAUGAAAAUGAUAUCAUCCUGUAUUCAAAGACUGAAGGAAGAAAAGAACAUACUACACUGGAUACCCUUUCUUAUUCCUCAUAUAAGGUUCCAUCUUUGGUUUCUGUAGUCAUCAAUCCUGAACUUCAGACGCCUGCUACUAAAUUUUGUCUCAAGCAAAAGAACCAUCAAGGAUAUAAUACGAAUGUCUGGGCCGUAGAUUUUUUCCACAUCUUACCUGUUCUCCCUUCUACGAUGUCACACAUGAUACAGUUUUCCAUUAAUCUGGGAUGUGGAACCCAUCAACCUGGUAACAGUGUCAGCUUGGAGUUUUCCACCAACCAUGGGCGUUCCUGGUCCCUCCUGCACACUGAAUGUUUGCCUGAGAUCUGUGCUGGACCCCACCUCCCCCACAGCACCAUCUACUCCUCUGAAAACUACAGUGGGUGGAACCGAAUAACGAUCCCCCUUCCUAACGCAGCGCUAACCCGGGACACCAGGAUUCGCUGGAGACAAACAGGACCCAUCCUUGGAAACAUGUGGGCAAUUGAUAAUGUUUACAUAGGUCCGUCGUGUCUCAAAUUCUGUUUCCUAGCAUACUUUAUCCUUGAAUUUGGGGUCUCUGCAGCUCUGUGUCUCCCCAGAUUGCUCCCCUCAUCACUACCAUUAUUUGCUACCAGGAUUCCACCUCUCUUGUUUCCUAACAUUUUCUUGCCUGUGUAUAAUCCCCGGGCCUGUGUAUCUAAACUGACAACUCACUAUCCUGAUAAGCCCACCCCUGAGAGAGAUGUUAAAGAUGCAAAUGAGAAGGACAGAGAGCUUAGAUACCUUUCUGCACAUGUGUCAGCCAUCUGUGACCCUGGAUUUUCUGGCCCAGCUUGCGAGAUGGCAUCCCAGACAUUCCCAAUGUUCAUUUCUGAAAGCUUCGGCAGUUCCAGGCUCUCCUCUUACCAUAACUUUUACUCUAUCCGUGGUGCUGAAGUCAGCUUUGGCUGUGGUGUCCUGGCCAGUGGUAAGGCCCUGGUUUUCAACAAAGAUGGGAGACGUCAGCUAAUUACAUCUUUCCUUGACAGCUCACAAUCCAGGUUUCUCCAGUUCACAUUGAGGCUGGGAAGCAAGUCUGUUCUGAGCACAUGCAAAGCCCCUGACCAGCCCGGAGAAGGAGUUUUAUUGCAUUAUUCUUAUGAUAAUGGGAUAACUUGGAAACUCUUGGAGCACUACUCAUAUCUCAACUAUCAUGAGCCCAGAAUAAUCUCCGUAGAAUUACCAGAUGAUGCAAGACAGUUUGGAAUUCAGUUCAGAUGGUGGCAACCGUAUCAUUCUUCCCAAGGAGAAGAUGUAUGGGCUAUUGAUGAGAUUAUCAUGACAUCUGUCCUAUUCAACAGCAUUAGUCUUGACUUUACCAAUCUUGUGGAGGUCACUCAGUCUCUGGGAUUCUACCUGGGAAAUGUUCAGCCAUACUGUGGCCAUGACUGGACCCUGUGUUUUACAGGAGAUUCUAAACUUGCCUCAAGCAUGCGUUAUGUGGAAACCCAAUCAAUGCAGAUAGGAGCAUCCUAUAUGAUUCAGUUCAGUUUGGUCAUGGGCUGUGGCCAGAAAUACACUCCACACAUGGACAACCAGGUGAAACUGGAGUAUUCAACCAACCAUGGCCUCACCUGGCACCUUGUCCAAGAAGAAUGCCUCCCAGGUAUGCCAAGUUGUCAGGAAUUUACAUCAGCAAGUAUCUACCAUGCCAGUGAGUUCACACAGUGGAGAAGAGUCGUCGUGCUCCUUCCCCAGAAAACCUGGUCCAGUGCCACCCGCUUCCGCUGGAGUCAGAGCUAUUACAUAGCCCAGGACGAGUGGGCUUUGGACAACAUCUACAUCGGCCAGCAGUGCCCAAACAUGUGCAGCGGGCAUGGCUCCUGUGACCACGGCAUGUGCAGGUGUGACCAGGGAUAUCAAGGCACUGAAUGCCACCCGGAAGCUGCUCUUCCUUCUACAAUUAUGUCAGAUUUUGAGAACCAGAAUGGUUGGGAGUCUGACUGGCAAGAAGUUAUUGGGGGAGAAGUUGUAAAGCCAGAACAAGGAUGUGGGGUCAUCUCUUCUGGAUCAUCCCUGUAUUUCAGCAAGGCUGGGAAAAGACAGCUGGUGAGCUGGGAUCUGGAUACUUCCUGGGUGGACUUUGUCCAGUUCUACAUCCAGAUAGGCGGCGAGAGUGCGGCGUGCAACAAGCCCGACAGCAGAGAGGAGGGCGUCCUCCUCCAGUACAGCAACAACGGGGGCAUCCAGUGGCACCUGCUGGCAGAGAUGUACUUCUCGGACUUCAGUAAACCCAGAUUUGUCUACCUGGAGCUUCCGACUGCUGCCAAGACCCCUUGCACCAGGUUCCGCUGGUGGCAGCCCGUGUUCUCAGGGGAGGACUAUGACCAGUGGGCGGUCGAUGACAUCAUCAUUCUGUCAGAAAAGCAAAAGCACGUCAUCCCAGUUGUCAAUCCAACUUUACCCCAGAACUUUUAUGAGAAGCCAGCUUUUGAUUACCCCAUGAAUCAAAUGAGUGUGUGGUUGACGUUGGCUAACGAAGGAAUGCUGAAAAAUGAAACUUUCUGCUCUGCCACUCCGUCAGCCAUGGUAUUUGGAAAAUCAGAUGGGGAUCGAUUUGCAGUAACUCGAGAUUUGACUCUGAAACCUGGAUAUGUGCUACAGUUCAAGCUAAACAUAGGGUGUGCCAGUCAGUUCAGCGGUGCUGCCCCGGUUCUUCUCCAGUACUCGCAUGACGCUGGGAUGUCCUGGUUCCUGGUGAAAGAAGGCUGCUACCCAGCUUCUGCAGGCAAAGGAUGCGAAGGAAACGCCCGAGAAUUGAGUGACCCCACCAUGUACCACACUGGAGACUUUGAAGAAUGGACGAGAAUCACCAUUGUUAUUCCAAGGUCCCUUGCAUCCAGUAAGAUCAGAUUCCGCUGGAUCCAGGAGAGCAGCUCACAGAAAAACGUGCCUCCCUUUGGUUUGGAUGGAGUGUACAUAUCGGAGCCUUGUCCCAGUUACUGCAGUGGCCAUGGGGACUGCGUCUCAGGGGUGUGUUUCUGUGACCUGGGGUACACCGCCGCACAAGGAACCUGUGUGUCUAAUGUGCCUAAUCACAGUGAGAUGUUCGAUAGGUUUGAGGGGAAGCUCAGUUCUCUGUGGUACAAGAUAACCGGAGGCCAGGUUGGAACGGGCUGUGGGACGCUUAACGACGGCAAAUCCCUCUACUUCAAUGGCCCGGGGAAAAGGGAAGCGCGGACUGUCCCUCUGGACACGAGGAACAUCAGACUCGUUCAGUUUUAUAUACAAAUUGGAAGCAAAACGUCAGGCAUUACCUGCAUCAAACCAAGAGCUAGAAAUGAAGGGCUUAUUGUUCAGUAUUCAAAUGACAAUGGAAUACUCUGGCAUUUGCUUCGCGAGUUGGACUUCAUGUCAUUUCUGGAACCACAGAUCAUUUCCAUUGACCUGCCACGGGAGGCAAAGACACCUGCUACAGCUUUUCGAUGGUGGCAACCCCAACAUGGGAAGCAUUCAGCCCAGUGGGCCUUGGAUGAUGUCCUUAUAGGAAUGAAUGACAGCUCUCAAACUGGGUUUCAAGACAAAUUUGAUGGCUCUAUAGAUUUGCAAGCCAACUGGUAUCGAAUCCAAGGAGGUCAAGUCGACAUUGACUGUCUCUCUAUGGAUACUGCUCUGAUAUUCACUGAAAACAUAGGAAAACCUCGUUAUGCAGAGACCUGGGACUUUCAUGUGUCAUCAUCGACCUUCUUGCAGUUUGACAUGAGCAUGGGCUGUAGCAAGCCCUUCAGCGCCUCCCACAGCGUCCAGCUCCAGUAUUCUCUGAACAACGGCAGGGACUGGCAUCUUGUCACGGAAGAGUGUGUCCCUCCAACCAUUGGCUGUCUGCACUACACAGAAAGUUCAAUUUACACCUCGGAAAGAUUCCAGAAUUGGAAGCGGAUCACUGUCUACCUUCCACUCGCCACCAUAUCUCCCAGAACGCGGUUCAGAUGGAUUCAGGCCAACUACACUGUGGGAGGCGACACCUGGGCUAUUGACAACGUGGUGCUGGCCUCAGGGUGCCCGUGGAUGUGCUCGGGACGAGGGACUUGUGAUGCUGGACGCUGUGUAUGUGACCGGGGCUUUGGUGGAACCUACUGCGUUCCUGUCGUUCCUCUGCCCUCCGUUCUUAAAGAUGAUUUCAACGGGAACUUACAUCCAGACCUUUGGCCGGAAGUGUACGGCGCAGAGAGGGGGAAUCUGAAUGGUGAAACCAUCAAAUCCGGAACGUCUCUCAUUUUUAAAGGGGAAGGACUAAGGAUGCUUAUUUCAAGAGAUUUAGACUGUACCAAUACCAUGUAUGUCCAGUUUUCACUUAGAUUUAUAGCAAAAGGCACUCCAGAGAGGUCUCACUCUAUUCUAUUGCAAUUCUCUGUCAAUGGGGGAAUCACUUGGCACCUGAUGGAUGAGUUUUAUUUCCCUCAAAUGACCAACAUACUUUUCAUUAAUGUUCCCUUGCCAUACACCGCCCAAACCAAUGCUACAAGAUUCAGACUCUGGCAGCCUUAUAAUAACGGUAAGAAAGAAGAAAUCUGGAUCAUUGAUGACUUCAUUAUUGAUGGAAACAAUUUAAACAACCCUGUGAUGCUUCUGGAUACAUUUGACUUUGGGCCCAGAGAAGACAAUUGGUUUUUCUAUCCUGGUGGUAACAUUGGUCUUUAUUGCCCAUAUUCUUCAAAGGGAGCACCUGAGGAAGAUUCAGCUAUGGUGUUCGUUUCAAAUGAAGUCGGUGAGCAUUCCAUUACCACCCGCGACCUCAGUGUGAAUGAGAACACCAUCAUACAAUUUGAGAUCAACGUUGGAUGCUCAACUGAUAGCUCAUCUGCUGAGCCAAUAAAACUGGAAUUUUCAAGGGACUUUGGGGCAACCUGGCACCUGCUGCUCCCCCUCUGCUACCACAGCAGCGGCCACAUAAGCUCCUUGUGCUCCACUGAGCACCACCCGAGCAGCACUUACUACGCAGGGACCACCCAGGGCUGGCGGAGAGAGGUUGUGCACUUCGGGAAGCUGCACCUUUGCGGAUCUGUACGUUUCCGAUGGUACCAAGGAUUUUACCCUGUUGGCUCUCAGCCAGUGACAUGGGCCAUUGAUAAUGUCUAUAUUGGUCCCCAAUGUGAAGAGAUGUGUAAUGGACAUGGGAGUUGUAUCAAUGGAACCAAGUGCAUAUGUGAUCCUGGUUACUCAGGUCCAACCUGUAAAAUAAGCACCAAAAAUCCUGAUUUUCUCAAGGAUGAUUUUGAAGGUCAGCUGGAAUCAGAUAGGUUCUUACUAAUGAGUGGUGGAAAGCCAUCUCGGAAGUGUGGAAUCCUUUCUAGUGGAAACAACCUCUUUUUCAACGAAGAUGGCUUGCGCAUGUUGAUGACACGAGAUCUGGAUUUAUCACAUGCUAGAUUUGUGCAGUUCUUCAUGAGACUGGGAUGUGGUAAAGGGGUUCCAGAUCCCAGGAGCCAACCUGUGCUUCUGCAGUAUUCUCACAACGGCGGCCUCUCCUGGAGUCUCCUUCAAGAGUUCCUUUUCAGCAACUCCAGCAACGUGGGCAGGUACAUCGCCCUGGAGAUACCCAUGAAAGCCCGUUCUGCUUCUACACGUCUUCGCUGGUGGCAGCCCUCUGAAAACGGGCACUUCUACAGUCCCUGGGUUAUCGACCAGAUUCUUAUUGGAGGAAAUAUUUCUGGUAAUACAGUCUUAGAGGAUGAUUUCACAACUCUGGAUAGCAGGAAAUGGCUACUUCACCCCGGAGGCACCAAGAUGCCUGUGUGUGGCUCUACUGGUGAUGCCCUUGUCUUCAUCGAAAAGGCCAGCACCCGUUAUGUCGUCACCACAGACAUUGCUGUGAAUGAGGAUUCCUUUCUACAGAUAGAUUUUGCCGCCUCCUGCUCAGUCACGGACUCUUGUUAUGCUAUUGAAUUAGAAUACUCGGUAGAUCUGGGAUUAUCGUGGCACCCACUGGUAAGGGACUGUCUUCCUACCAAUGUCGAAUGCAGUCGCUAUCACCUGCAGCGGAUCCUGGUGUCAGACACGUUCAACAAGUGGACCAGAAUCACGCUGCCUCUCCCUCCUUACACCAGGUCCCAAGCCACUCGUUUCCGUUGGCAUCAGCCAGCUCCUUUUGACAAGCAGCAGACAUGGGCGAUAGAUAAUGUCUAUAUCGGGGAUGGCUGCAUAGACAUGUGCAGUGGCCAUGGGAGGUGCAUCCAAGGAAACUGUGUCUGUGAUGAGCAGUGGGGUGGCCUGUACUGUGAUGAGCCUGAGACCUCCCUUCCAACUCAACUCAAAGACAACUUCAAUCGAGCUCCAUCCAACCAGAACUGGCUUACUGUGAAUGGAGGGAAAUUAAGCACCGUGUGUGGAGCUGUGGCUUCAGGAAUGGCUCUUCAUUUCAGCGGGGGUUGCAGUCGACUGUUAGUCACCGUGGAUCUAAACCUCACCAACGCCGAGUUUAUCCAAUUUUACUUCAUGUAUGGAUGCCUGAUUCCGCCAAACAACCGAAACCAAGGGGUCCUCUUGGAAUAUUCUGUCAAUGGAGGCAUCACUUGGAACCUGCUAAUGGAAAUUUUCUAUGACCAGUACAGCAAACCUGGAUCCCAGGCAAGCAGAAAAUUGUGGAGUCCUUCUAAGGCAGCCCAGGGGCAGUCCAUGAGUGAGCAUUGGCUAUUCCAUGAUGAUUGUACAGUGGAAAGAUUCUGUGACUCCCCUGAUGGUGUCAUGAUUUGUGGCAGUCAUGACGGGAGAGAAGUGUACGCAGUGACUCACGACUUGACCCCCACUGACAACUGGAUCAUGCAAUUCAAGAUCUCUGUUGGAUGUAAAGUAUCUGAAAAAAUUGCUCAAAAUCAAAUUCAUGUGCAGUAUUCUACUGACUUUGGAGUGAGCUGGAAUUAUCUGGUCCCUCAGUGCUUACCUGCGGACCCCAAAUGCUCUGGAAGUGUUUCUCAGCCAUCUGUAUUCUUUCCAACAAAAGGAUGGAAAAGGAUCACCUAUCCCCUCCCUGAAAGCUUAGUGGGAAAUCCAGUAAGGUUUAGGUUCUAUCAAAAGUACUCAGAUAUGCAGUGGGCAAUCGAUAAUUUCUACCUGGGCCCUGGAUGCUUAGACAACUGCAGGGGCCAUGGAGAUUGCUUAAAGGAACAGUGCAUCUGUGAUCCAGGAUUCUCUGGGCCCAACUGCUACUUGACUCACACUCUGAAGACUUUUCUGAAGGAACGCUUUGACAGUGAAGAGAUCAAGCCUGAAUUAUGGAUGUCCUUAGAAGGUGGGAGUACUUGUACCGAGUGUGGGAUUCUUGCCGAGGACACCGCACUCUAUUUUGGGGGAUCCACUGUGAGACAAGCUAUUACUCAAGAUUUGGAUCUCAGAGGGGCAAAAUUCCUGCAAUACUGGGGGCGCAUCGGCAGUGAGAACAACAUGACCUCCUGCCAUCGGCCCGUCUGCCGGAAGGAAGGUGUGCUGUUGGACUACUCUACGGAUGGAGGAAUUACUUGGACUUUGCUCCAUGAGAUGGAUUAUCAGAAAUACAUUUCUGUUAGACACGACUACAUACUCCUUCCUGAAGAUGCCCUCACCAACACAACUCGGCUUCGCUGGUGGCAGCCUUUUGUGAUCAGCAACAGACUUGUGGUCUCCGGGGUGGAGCGUGCUCAGUGGGCACUAGACAACAUUUUGAUUGGUGGAGCAGAGAUCAAUCCCAGUCAACUGGUCGACACUUUUGAUGAUGAAGGCACUUCCCAUGAAGAAAACUGGAGUUUUUACCCUAAUGCAGUUAGGACAGCAGGAUUCUGUGGCAAUCCCUCCUUCCACCUCUACUGGCCAAAUAAAAAGAAAGACAAGACCCACAAUGUGCUCUCCUCUAGAGAGCUCAUUAUACAGCCAGGGUACAUGAUGCAGUUUAAGAUUGUAGUGGGUUGUGAAGCCACUUCCUGUGGUGACCCUCAUUCUGUAAUGUUGGAGUACACUAAGGAUGCAAGGUCCGAUUCCUGGCAGCUGGUCCAGAGCCAAUGCCUUCCAUCCUCUUCGAACAGCAUUGGCUGUUCCCCCUUCCAGUUCCAUGAGGCCACCAUCUACAAUGCCGUCAACAGCUCGAGCUGGAAGAGAAUCACCAUUCAGCUGCCUGACCAUGUCUCCUCCAGUGCGACACAGUUCCGCUGGAUCCAGAAGGGGGAAGAAACUGAGAAGCAAAGCUGGGCCAUUGACCACGUGUACAUCGGAGAGGCUUGCCCCAAGCUCUGCAGCGGGCACGGGUCCUGCACCACCGGCGCCGUCUGCAUCUGUGAUGAGAGCUUCCAAGGUGACGAUUGCUCUGUUUUCAGCCGUGAUCUCCCCAGUUAUAUUAAAGAUAAUUUUGAGUCAGCAAGAGUCACCGAGGCAAACUGGGAGACCAUUCAAGGCGGAGUGAUAGGAAGUGGCUGUGGGCAGCUGGCACCCUAUGCCCACGGGGACUCGCUCUAUUUCAAUGGCUGCCAGAUAAGGCAAGCUGCCACCAGACCUCUGGAUCUCACUCGAGCAAGCAAAAUCAUGUUUGUUUUGCAAAUCGGGAGCGCAUCGCAGACGGACAGCUGCAACAGUGACCUGAGCAGCCCCCACGCAGUGGACAAGGCCGUGCUGCUGCAGUACAGCGUCAACAACGGGAUCACCUGGCACGUCAUCGCGCAGCACCAGCCCAAGGAUUUCACACAGGCUCAGAGGGUGUCUUACAACGUCCCCCUGGAGGCACGGAUGAAAGGAGUUUUAUUACGCUGGUGGCAACCACGCCACAACGGAACAGGUCACGAUCAAUGGGCUUUGGACCACGUGGAGGUUGUCCUAGUAAGCACCCGCAAACAAAAUUACAUGAUGAAUUUUUCACGACAGCAUGGGCUCAGGCACUUCUACAACAGAAGACGAAGGUCACUUAGACGAAACCCAUGAAGAAUCAAAACGUUUCUUUUUCCUGCCAACAUGUGAUGUGUUGCUUUUCAUUCUUUUAAACCUCUCACUGCAUCUGAGAUCAGGAAACUCCUGUGAAGGACUUGGGGAUUUCCCUGACAGCCCUUCUCCAGACCGAGUGCCCACCACUGUCCCACACUGUGAACUAAUGCUAAGUGACUUACUUUCUCAUGAGUAAAUGUCUUCAUGUUGACGUGUCCGUGAAAAUUGUGAUCUGUCGUAAUAUCAGUUACAGUGGCAGUAUUGGAAAUAAGAAAUAGUUUAACAGAAAAAAAAAAGUUUAAGCACAAAAAUUUAAGAGAUUUUUUUUAUGUUCAAAAUGGCAUUUAACAUUCUUGGUCACAGAGCUAUUUAAGUGGACUGUAUUUCAGCUACGUAUCAUGUUUUAUAUGAUUAAAUGAUCAUGAGUCCUUUUAUGUAUUCUCUUUUACUAUAUAACAUUGACACUGUAUUUACUUGUUAUGUUGCAAUAUUUUGCUGCUGAAUUUCGGGCUACUUAUAUUCUGCAGAAAACUCUUUGACAUACCUACUCAAGAAGAUAGUUGUAAAGAU
This is a messenger RNA of Myotis davidii, 10899 nucleotides long. It is a transcript of the gene RELN, whose product is annotated as reelin. The transcript has 66 exons. The record is from RefSeq and is a predicted model, not a curated record. Gene Ontology annotation, biological process: neuron migration; central nervous system development. Gene Ontology annotation, molecular function: lipoprotein particle receptor binding. The annotation marks the transcript as partial. Lineage: Eukaryota; Metazoa; Chordata; Mammalia; Chiroptera; Vespertilionidae.